Lodderomyces parapsilosis is the source of this 912-nucleotide messenger RNA. RefSeq names its product ATP phosphoribosyltransferase (gene HIS1). Gene Ontology annotation, biological process: L-histidine biosynthetic process. Bases 1 to 912 code for a protein of 303 amino acids. The record is from RefSeq and is a predicted model, not a curated record. Gene Ontology annotation, molecular function: ATP phosphoribosyltransferase activity; magnesium ion binding. The transcript has a single exon. NCBI's taxonomy places the organism in Eukaryota, Fungi, Ascomycota, Pichiomycetes, Serinales, Debaryomycetaceae. Gene Ontology annotation, cellular component: cytoplasm.
AUGGAUUUAGUCAAUCACUUAACUGACCGCUUGUUGUUUGCAGUCCCAAAAAAAGGGAGAUUAUAUGAAAAAUGUUGCCAGCUUCUAGGUGGGGCUGAUAUUCAAUUUAGAAGAUCACCAAGAUUAGAUAUUGCACUUUCAACCAAUUUGCCAAUUGCCUUGAUUUUCCUACCAGCAGCAGACAUCCCAGUCUUCGUUGGAGAAGGUAAUUGUGAUUUGGGUAUAACUGGAAUGGAUCAGGUGAUGGAGUCGGACCAAUUUGAAAAUAUUGAAGAUUUAUUGGAUUUGAAAUUUGGCACGUGUAAACUUCAAGUACAAGUACCAGAAAAAGGAGAAUAUAACCAACCGAAAGAUCUAAUUGGUAAAAAAAUUGUUUCAAGUUUUACAAAAUUGGCAACUGACUAUUUCGAGGAUUUAAAAGUUAAUGCCAAAAGUGAUGUUAAUACGAAUGUGAGAUACGUGGGUGGAUCGGUCGAGGCAUCUUGCGCUUUGGGCGUUGCUGAUGCCAUAGUUGACUUGGUUGAGAGUGGAGAAACAAUGAAAGCAGCUGGGCUAAAGGCCAUUGGAACGAUAUUGACUACAUCAGCCCACUUGUUUUCAUCGAGAACACCAAGGUACCCAGAACUUGUAAAUACUAUAAAAGAAAGAUUGGAAGGUGUUUUGGCAGCACAAGAGUUUGUAUUGUGCAACUACAAUGCGCCAAAAUCCAUUAUGGCUGAGUGUUUGAAAAUCACUCCAGGUAAAAGAGCCGCCACCGUGUCCACUUUAGACAAACAUUCGCCAGAUGAGGAAGACUGGGUGGCUAUAUCAUCAAUGGUUUCGAAAAAGAAAAUCGGUAAUGUUAUGGAUGAUUUGAAGAAAGCCGGUGCUAGUGAUAUUUUAGUCUUGGAUAUCUCAAACUGUAGAGUAUAA